This is a messenger RNA of Mangifera indica (mango), 3366 nucleotides long. RefSeq names its product L-arabinokinase-like. The record is from RefSeq and is a predicted model, not a curated record. NCBI's taxonomy places the organism in Eukaryota, Viridiplantae, Streptophyta, Magnoliopsida, Sapindales, Anacardiaceae. Gene Ontology annotation, molecular function: ATP binding. The transcript is spliced from 28 exons. The coding region runs from base 263 to 3232 and encodes 989 amino acids.
CAAAUUAGGAACAAAAGAGAGAAAACUGAGACACUUCUUUAGUCCUCCUAGUUGUGAUAAAUGUAGAUUACUACUUAUCGUCUUGAUCUGAUCGUGUUAGCGUGUGCUGGGAUAUCUUACCAAACAAGAUCUCUUUUCUCAGUUGUAUAUUAUCCAGAGCCUAUAUAUUUAUGUGUGUAUAUAUAUAUAUAUAUAUAUAUAUAUAUAUAUAUAUUUAUAUAUAUAUAGCUUUUUUUUCAGUAGAAGAGAAAGGUGACUCAAAAUGAGGAUAAAGGAGAAUGAAGGAGUAUCGAUAUCCGCAUCCAGGAACCAUCUGGUUUUCGCUUACUAUGUCACUGGCCAUGGCUUUGGCCACGCCACUCGUGUUGUUGAGGUUGUCAGGAAUUUGAUUCUCGCUGGUCACGAUGUGCAUGUCGUCACCGGUGCUCCUGAUUUUGUUUUCACUUCUGAAAUUCAAUCUCCUCGUCUCUUCAUUCGCAAGGUACUCUUAGACUGUGGAGCAGUUCAGGCAGAUGCGUUGACUGUCGAUCGCCUUGCUUCAUUGGAGAAGUAUUCAGAAACUGCAGUGGUUCCUCGUGAUUCUAUUUUGAAAACUGAAGUUGAAUGGCUCAACUCCAUCAAGGCAGACUUAGUGGUUUCAGAUGUUGUUCCAGUUGCAUGUCGUGCAGCAGCUGAUGCUGGUAUUCGGUCUGUUUGCGUCACCAAUUUUAGCUGGGACUUCAUUUAUGCUGAGUAUGUGAUGGCUGCUGGCAAACACCACCGUUCUAUUGUUUGGCAGAUAGCUGAGGAUUAUUCUCAUUGUGAAUUCCUCAUUCGCCUUCCGGGAUAUUGUCCAAUGCCUGCUUUCCGUGGUGUUAUUGAUGUACCUUUGGUUGUGAGGAGAUUGCACAAAUCUCGCAAGGAGAUAAGGAAGGAGCUUGGAAUUGGGGAAGAUGUGAAGCUAGUUAUCCUCAACUUCGGUGGACAGCCUGCAGGCUGGAAGUUGAAGGGGGAGUAUUUACCUUCUGGUUGGCUGUGUCUGGUUUGUGGUGCUUCUGAUUCCCAGGAGCUUCCACCAAAUUUUAUAAAACUUCCGAAAGAUGCUUAUACACCUGAUUUGAUAGCGGCUUCCGAUUGUAUGCUUGGAAAAAUUGGAUAUGGCACUGUAAGUGAAGCCUUGUCCUACAAGUUGCCUUUUGUCUUUGUACGCAGAGAUUAUUUCAAUGAAGAACCAUUUCUGAGAAAUAUGCUUGAGUUUUAUCAGGGUGGUGUGGAGAUGAUUAGGAGGGAUUUACUAACUGGUAAUUGGAAACCUUACCUGGAACGUGCAAUUAGUUUGAAACCAUGCUAUGAAGGAGGCAGCAAUGGCGGUGAGGUGGCAGCCCGCAUCUUGCAGGAGGCAGCUAUUGGAAAAAACUAUGCUUCAGAUAAGUUUAGCGGCGCAAGAAGACUACGUGAUGCGAUAAUUCUUGGGUAUCAACUGCAAAGGGUCCCUGGAAGGGAUAUCUCCAUUCCUGAUUGGUAUACUUCUGCUGAAAACGAACUUGGUUUAUCUACUGGAUCACCAGCUGCUCGAAAGGAUGAGAGCGACUCUACUUUAAGCAUAUUCACUGAAGACUUUGAAAUUCUUCAUGGAGACCAUCAGGGUCUUCCAGAUACAAUCAGUUUUCUAAAGAGCUUGUCUCAGCUAGAUAUUAAUCUUUCUGAAAAGAAUUCUGAGAAGCGCCAGAUGCGGGAGCGUAAGGCUGCUGCUGGACUUUUCAAUUGGGAGGAAGAAAUUUUUGUGGCUAGAGCGCCUGGAAGGUUAGAUGUAAUGGGAGGGAUUGCUGAUUACUCAGGAAGCCUUGUUUUGCAGAUGCCCAUAAGAGAAGCUUGUCAUGUAGCUGUGCAAAGGAAUCAUCCUAGUAAACAUAGGCUCUGGAAACAUGCCCAGGCUCGGCAAGAUGGUGAAGGAAAGCCAAGGCCUGUUCUACAAAUUGUAUCAUAUGGCUCAGAGUUGAGCAAUCGAGGUCCAACUUUUGACAUGGAUUUAUCUGAUUUUAUGGAUGGAGAUAAACCUAUAUCAUAUGAGAAGGCCAGAAAAUACUUUGCCCGAGAUCCAUCUCAAAAUUGGGCAGCAUAUGUUGCUGGGUCAAUUCUGGUUCUAAUGAAUGAACGUGGUGUCCGCUUUAAUGAUAGUAUCAGCAUGCUGGUUUCAUCUGCAGUGCCAGAAGGCAAAGGCGUGUCUUCUUCUGCAUCAGUAGAGGUUGCUAGUAUGUCUGCCAUAGCUGCUGCUCAUGGAUUAGAUAUCAGUCCAAGAGAUAUAGCUUUGCUGUGUCAAAAGGUGGAAAAUCACAUUGUUGGAGCUCCUUGUGGUGUGAUGGAUCAGAUGGCUUCUGCAUGUGGGGAGGCCAACAAACUGCUUGCAAUGGUGUGCCAGCCAGCCGAGGUGCUUGGGCUUGUUGAAAUUCCAAACCAUAUCCGUUUUUGGGGAAUUGAUUCAGGAAUUAGACACAGUGUUGGGGGUGCAGACUAUGGAUCUGUCAGAAUAGGUGCCUUUAUGGGUCGACAGAUGAUAAAGUCUGCAGCAUCUACCGAGCUUUCUCAGUUGAAGACUUCUAAUGGGCCUGACAUUUUGGAGGAUGGUGUUUCACUGCUUGAAGCUGAAGCAUCACUGGAUUACUUGUGCAACUUGUCACCUCAUAGAUAUGAGGCUCGUUAUGCCAAGGUGCUUCCUGAAUCCAUGCUUGGUGAUGCCUUUUCAAAAAAAUAUGGUAAGCAUGAUGAUCCAGUUACAACAAUUGAUCCCAAGCGUGAAUACGGGGUUACUGCAUCUGCUAGACAUCCUAUAUAUGAGAAUUUCCGGGUCAAGGCCUUUAAAGCUUUGCUAACAUCUGCUGCUUCAGAGGAACAACUUACUUCUCUUGGAGAACUGCUGUAUCAGUGCCAUUACAGCUACAGUGCUUGUGGACUUGGUUCCGAUGGGACAGAUAGGCUGGUGGAGUUGGUACAGGAGAUGCAGCAUGGUACAGGGAAUAAACCUGAAGAGGGGACAUUAUAUGGAGCCAAAAUUACUGGUGGGGGUUCUGGUGGAACAAUUUGUGUAAUUGGUAGAAACUGUCUACGGAGCAGCCAACAAAUUCUUGAGAUUCAGCAAAGGUACAAAGCAGCAACAGGCUAUUUGCCGCUUGUCAUUGAGGGUUCAUCACCUGGUGCUGGAAAGUUUGGAUAUCUGAAAAUUCGCCGGCGCCUCUCUCUCAAACCAAGUAAAUGAUUGUUUUUAGCUAGUUAUAAGUGAUAGGCAUUUUUUUUAAGGACUGUUAUGUCAUCAGGAGCCAUAUUUUACUCGGUAGUUAUGGAUUAUUAUUUAUUUAAAUAAAUUAAUAAAUAAUAAGACGAUUCAUUUCU